AUCAUAGCCAUUUUUAAAAAAAUCUCAAUCGCGUCUGUGUUCAUUAUUUAAAUUGUUUGGUUAUACAUACCACUUGUAUAGAACGAGUUAAAUUAUCUACAGUAACUUAGACUAAAAAUUAAAAAAAAAAGCAUAACGCUAUGAAUUUCGAAGUAUUUUGUUUUAUUUUAUCACUCUUAAUUAGCGUGGCAUUAAUAUUUCUUGUUAUAUGGAAUGUAAUUGCUUUUGAUGACUUAAGGACAGACUACAAAAAUCCAAUUGAUCUUUGCAAAACUCUUAAUCCACUAGUUCUUCCAGAAUAUGCUCUUCAUGCCUUUUUAACAACACUCUUUUUGUUUGGUGGCUUUUGGGUUAUGUUUAUUUUCAAUAUUCCACUUUUGGCCUAUCAUGUUCACAGGUAUUUGUCACGCCCUGUAAUGAGUAAUUUUGGCAUUUACGAUCCGACUGAAGUAAUGAACUCAUCAGAAUUAAAUCGCUGUCAACGAGAGGGUUGGGUCAAGUUGGCAUUUUUCCUUAUAAGUUUUUUCAUAUACUUAUAUAGAAUGCUAUAUGCUCUUUUAUCUUAAACAUCAAUCGAGCGUCUGGUUUAGUUGUUUCUAUCAUUGUAAAAUAUUUGGAAAUCCUUGUGUCCAUUGGCAACCUUAGAUUUUUAAAAUAGAAUUCUUAAAUUUAAUUGUUUUAUAUUUAUGCUAAAAAUUUAUUUGUUUCA
Molecule: messenger RNA, 709 nt
Organism: Hydra vulgaris (swiftwater hydra)
Lineage: Eukaryota; Metazoa; Cnidaria; Hydrozoa; Anthoathecata; Hydridae
Product: protein cornichon homolog 1
Biological process (GO): endoplasmic reticulum to Golgi vesicle-mediated transport
Cellular component (GO): COPII-coated ER to Golgi transport vesicle; endoplasmic reticulum membrane
Source: RefSeq, a predicted model, not a curated record